AGAGGAAAUAAGGUAUUAAAGUGCUAAUUAGUCCUCGACAUAUAUAGAAUUCUGAGAUUAUUCCUCAUGCUCACCUUUUGAAUUAAAACUUUUAACAACUAAAUCAAAUUGUAAUUCCCCGCGUAUUCCUCGUUCAUAUUCCAAAACCCCAAAACUCCAUGAAAUCUGCAUUAAAAUGGAAGAAGAGAACCCACAAAUCCCUCCUCCUGAAAUUUCUUUCCACUUCUGCCCUCCCCAGCCCCCAUUAUCCCCUCCGUGAUCUCUACCCCUCCAUUGCCCAAAUCCAAUCUCUCUCUAGCCGUGGUGAAAUCGCCGACGCCCGCAAACUGUUCGAUGAAUUGCCCCACCGAAGCACAAUCGCAUGGAACUCCAUGAUCUUUGGCUACUCUCAACAUGGGCUCCUCGACCAAGCCCAUUCCCUCUUUGACUCCUUCUCCGGUCGCAACACCCGCACGUGGACCAUCCUCGUCUCCGGCUAUGCCAAAGCCGGCCGCCUUGAUGAAGCCCGGGAGCUCUUCAACUCGAUGCCCGACCAAAAUCCUGUUUCUUGGAAUGCAAUGAUUAGUGGGUAUGUUCAAAAUGGCAGUAUUAGGAAUGCAAGGGAACUGUUUGAUGAAAUGCCGGAAAGAAAUUGCGAGUCUUGGAAUGCGAUGGUUACUGGGUAUUGUCGUGAAUGUAUGAUGGAGGAGGCGAGGGGGUUGUUUGAGUUGAUGCCUGAAAAGAAUUUGGUUUCUUGGACUGUUAUGAUAUCUGGGUAUGUGAGGGUUAGUAAGUUUGUUGAGGGUUGGAGGAUUUUUAGGAGGAUGAUUGAUCGCGGGUUUCGCCCGGAUCAGUCGAGUUUUGCUGCAGCUGUUAAUGCUGUUGUGGGUGUACAUGAUUUGUGCUUGCUUGAAAAUUUUAGGACAUUGGCCAUCAAAACAGGGUUUGAAGCUGAUGUGGUUAUAGGAACGGCGACAUUGAAUGCAUAUACUAGAUAUAGUCAAGGGUUAGACUUGGCUAAGAAGUUUUUUGGGGGGAUGAAGGAAGUUAAUGAUUAUACUUGGUCCACAAUGAUCUCUGCAUUGUCCCAUGUUGGGAGAUUGGAUGAUGCAGCAUCUGUCUUCGAGUGUGAUCCGGAGAAGUCUAUCGCAUCUAUGACAGCGAUGCUGACUGGUUAUGCACAGCAUGGAAGGAUUGAAGAAGCUAGGUUUUUGUUUGAUCAGAUUCAGAACCCUAACGUGGUAUCUUGGAACGCGAUGAUUGCUGGGUAUUCACAGAAUGGCAUGCUUGAUGAAGCUAAGAAGUUGUUCGAUGGGAUGCCUGUUAGAAAUCCGGUAUCUUGGGCAGCAAUGAUUUCUGGCUUUGCUCAAAAUGGAAGAUCUGAAGAAGCUUUGGAAUUCUUAAUUGAGCUUCAUAGGCUGGGUAUGUUGCCUAGUCCUUCUAGUUUUACAAGUGGUUUCUCUGCUUGUGCUGCUGCUGGAGCUAUUGAGAUCGGUAGACAAUUGCACUCUCUUGCUAUUAAGGUCGGUUCCCAAUUCAAUUCCUUUGUCAAUAAUGGUUUGAUUACUAUGUAUGCGAAGUGCAAGAACAUUGGAGAUGUGAAUCAAGUCUUUAGAUGGAUGAGAACAAAAGAUAGCAUCUCAUGGAACUCUAUGAUAACUGCAUUAGCUCAGAAUUAUAUGCUAGAGGAUGCUAAAAAUGUAUUUGAGAAGAUGCCACAUCGUGACGUUGUCUCCUGGAGUGCCGUUAUAUCUGCCUAUGAUCAGGCUGAGCAAGGAAAUGAAGCCUUUGAACUCUUUCGCAGAAUGUUGGCUGAAGGGACUUUGCCCAAUUCAUUAACAAUGACUAGCCUUCUCAGUGCUUCUGGAAACUUGGGCAUUGUGAAGUUGGGGAGGCAAAUACAUUGCUUGGCUUGUAAAUUAGGCAACAAUCUGAAUCUUAUCGUUGGCAACUCAUUGAUAACUAUGUACUGGAAAUGUGGAUGUGUUGACUCCUUCUCUGUUUUCUAUGAGAUGAGAGAACGAGACACGAUCACAUGGAAUUCAAUCCUUGCAGGGUGUAGUCAGCAUGGAUUUGGACGAGAAGCUAUUGAGAUUUUUGAAAAAAUGAAGGCUGAAGGAGUCUCGCCAAACCAAAUCACCUUUGUAAAUGUCCUCUCUGCCUGUAGUCACGCUGGCUUGGUUGAUGAAGGAUGGAGAUAUUUCAAGUCCAUGAGUAAAGAUUACAGUCUCAUGCCAUUAAAAAAUCACUAUGCUUGUAUAGUUGACCUCCUUGGCCGAGCUGGACAUUUGUAUGAAACCGAAGCAUUUAUAGAAAACAUGCCUAUUGAACCAGACUCUGUAGUAUGGGCUGCACUUCUCGGUGCAUGUAGAAUUCAUCAGAAUGUUGAGCUUGGCAGGAGAGUUGCCGAGAGGCUAUUUGAAAUGGAGCCACAGUAUUCGGCUCAUUAUGUACUAUUAUCCAACAUAUAUGCAUCUCUUAAGAUGUGGGAUGAAGUUGAAGAGGUACGGAAAUUGAUGAGACUUCGAGGUGUGAAGAAAGAGCCAGGUUGCAGCUGGAUGCAGAUAAAGAACAAAAUGCACGUUUUUAUUACGAAUGAUAAGCAACAUGAACAGAUUAAGGAGAUUCAUCGUAAGCUGAAGGACUUGUAUGAUUGGCUAAGAGGUUCAGGUUAUGUUCCUGAUACCAAAUUUGUUCUUCAUGAUUUGGAAGAAGAACAGAAGGAGAAUGUUCUUCUCUACCACAGUGAGAAACUUGCAGUUGCAUAUGCUCUCUUGGCUACUCCUGAGGGAACGCCUAUACAAAUCUUGAAGAACCUAAGGAUCUGUGGCGAUUGUCACACUUUCUUUAGCUUUGUGUCCAAGGUCACUAGUAGAGAGAUUGAUAUAAGGGAUGGUAAUCGAUUUCACCAUUUCAGGAAUGGGGUUUGUACAUGUGGGGACUAUUGGUGAUUGAGGUUCUGAGAAUUUGCGCGGUGAUGCUUCUAAGCGGUACUUGCAAGAGUCAGUUCUAGAUUGGAGAUGAGCUUCACUUCUUUGAGGCUUUAUGGCAAAGUGAUCUAUUGCAGAGAUUAGUACUAACUUAGUCGAACUUUACGGAGAUGAAGAAUACUCACCAAAUACAGCACACUGAUAAUUCUGAGAAGAUUUUCAGGCUAUUGCUUGUAUUACUGAUCCUCCAGUUUUGUUCUGUCGUAAUUCAAGUAAUUUCACAUUACACUACCAAUGGAGCCAUUGAAGAAAAGUUCAUUCCCAAACUGGAUUGUGGGCUGAAGGUAUACACCACAUUUCGAUGUCUUACAUACUCAGGAGGUGUUAGAUUGUCAAAAGUAAGCAGUGAAUUUUCCUGUUUUUAUGGAUAAUGUAGAGUUUCUGAACAUGUUCAACAUAAAAAAAAACCAACAAAGCACAAUUACUAAGAUGACUGAUUGUAAAUUA
This is a messenger RNA of Asparagus officinalis (garden asparagus), 3416 nucleotides long. Its product is annotated as pentatricopeptide repeat-containing protein At4g02750-like. Lineage: Eukaryota; Viridiplantae; Streptophyta; Magnoliopsida; Asparagales; Asparagaceae. The coding region runs from base 159 to 2930 and encodes 923 amino acids. Gene Ontology annotation, biological process: RNA modification. The transcript has a single exon. Gene Ontology annotation, molecular function: protein binding; zinc ion binding; RNA binding. The record is from RefSeq and is a predicted model, not a curated record.